AUGGCUUCCCGGUUACCUCUUCCCCUGCAGCGCCUGAGGUCUAUGCCUCGCGUACCUGCUUCGAUAUGCUGCAGGACCUUCACCUCGGUGAGGUGCUUUGAGGGCGUCCGAACCAGGCCAAUUCAUGGGUUGAAAUCUGCGCCGGGUCCACGGGACGCGUUCUUGGGGGCCAAUGUUAUCCCAAUCGGUAGCCAUCAGAUUCGAACCUAUGCCGACACCGUUGUCAAGGUUCCCCAAAUGGCUGAGUCAAUCACAGAGGGGACAUUGAAGCAAUUCUCAAAACAGGUCGGAGAAUAUGUCGAGCGGGACGAAGAAAUCGCAACAAUCGAAACUGACAAAAUCGACGUAUCGGUUAAUGCGCCUGAAUCCGGCGUUAUCAAGGAGCUACUUGUGAGUGAGGAGGACACAGUCACAGUCGGACAAGAUCUCGUGAAAUUGGAAGCGGGUGGCGCCCCUGAAAAGAAUUCAGAGCAGGCAGCUGAGAAGCCCAAGGAGCCUGCCGCUCCCAGCCUAGAAUCUGAGAAGCCGAGGGCUCCGCAACCAACCUCAUCAUCUCCUGGCCCUGAAAAGGCUCCCUCGCCUACAAAAUCCACCUCUCCGGGUGCCGAGCCCCCCAAACCAGCACAACAGGAUUCAUCCAAGCCCCAGGGGUCUGAGGAUACGAAGACCGCAUUGGGGGCCCGCGAGGAGAGACGAGUCAAAAUGAACCGGAUGAGACUAAGGAUUGCUGAGCGUCUAAAGCAAUCACAAAACACAGCUGCUUCCCUCACUACCUUCAACGAAGUUGACAUGUCCUCCCUGAUGGAGUUCCGAAAACUAUACAAAGAUGAUGUCCUUAAGAAGACAGGUGUCAAACUAGGAUUCAUGAGUGCUUUCUCUCGUGCUUGUGUCUUGGCCAUGAAGGAUGUUCCCGCUGUUAAUGCGUCUAUUGAGGGACCUAAUGGUGGUGAUACCAUUGUCUAUCGCGAUUAUGUUGAUAUCAGUGUCGCUGUCGCCACGGAAAAGGGCCUUGUUACACCAGUGGUCCGCAAUGCGGAAACAAUGGACCUUGUGGGCGUUGAAAAAUCCAUCGCGGAUCUUGGAAAGAAGGCGCGCGACAACAAGCUAACUAUUGAGGAUAUGGCCGGGGGCACAUUUACUAUCAGCAAUGGCGGCGUUUUCGGAUCUCUCAUGGGCACACCCAUCAUCAACCUCCCUCAAACUGCUGUUCUUGGGCUCCAUGCGAUCAAGGAUAAACCUGUGGCCGUCAAUGGAAAGGUCGAGAUUCGCCCAAUGAUGUAUCUCGCUCUUACUUAUGAUCAUCGACUCCUGGAUGGCAGAGAGGCUGUCAUUUUCUUGGUUAAGGUAAAGGAAUAUAUUGAAGACCCCCGCCGCAUGCUGCUAGGCUAG
Molecule: messenger RNA, 1389 nt
Organism: Aspergillus puulaauensis
Lineage: Eukaryota; Fungi; Ascomycota; Eurotiomycetes; Eurotiales; Aspergillaceae
Product: putative dihydrolipoamide succinyltransferase
Exons: 11
Coding region: 1-1389 (462 amino acids)
Biological process (GO): tricarboxylic acid cycle
Cellular component (GO): oxoglutarate dehydrogenase complex
Molecular function (GO): dihydrolipoyllysine-residue succinyltransferase activity
Source: RefSeq, a predicted model, not a curated record